AUGAUGGGAAGCCAAUCUCGGUGGGGAUGGAGCCGGUCAGAGACCGAGCGGCUGGUUCGGCUGCAAGCCGUCGUGAGGGGGUGGCUGUUGCGGCGAAAGGUUAAUUGGAUCCCGGCGAGAGACCUGGAGGCUGUGCUGAAGGACCUGGACCAGAGGGACAAGGGCUUGAGAAGGCUGGUGGCCUACCUUGUCUUCUUUCUGCUCUUCUUCGGGAUCCUCAUCCUGGAGUCCGACGUCACCUUCCAGCACUCCGUGGAGACCGGCAUUACAAAAUUCAUCAACCAGGAAGGAACGAUUGGCCAUCGGUGAUCGGUCCUGUGGGAACAAUGCUCCGUCCUCUCGAGGACGCGUGGUCAAUGGUCUAACCGCUAAGGCAUGCAAAGCAUAAGAGUACG
This is a messenger RNA of Ectocarpus siliculosus, 395 nucleotides long. Lineage: Eukaryota; Phaeophyceae; Ectocarpales; Ectocarpaceae. The record is from the annotation of a GenBank genome assembly.